GGUGUAAAGUGAUCAUUUUGCCUCUCAAAAGUGGUUUAGUAAUGUCUAGUUUCACUCUGACACGCAGAAAUGGUCCCCAACCUUCACUAAGAGAAUCCUCAAAUACAUCCACAUAUUCACCAAUAAUGUUUCCAAGAGCCAUUGCAAUUCCUUUUGUUUUGCUAAGGAAAGGAAGUCUGAAAAUCUGUACCCAAAAUGGUGUAUAAAUGAGUGAAUCAGAGUUAACUGUUUGUCCUUGAGUGGGAGAGUACAACACGAUGUGGUGAUUUUGGAAGUGAAAAGGUUCUCGAAGGAGAGCCCUCACUUUGUCACCCUCACAGCCAAAACUUAGAGAAAACAUAUCCGAAGAUUCCGUGAUUGUUACGGGAAAUCUACCAUUCCAGUGCUGCGCCAUCUGGUUUUUGAAUGUAGAUAACCAGACUUUUUUUCCUGUAAGAACUUUGGCAUAGAGAACAAGAUCAGAAGCAUCUUGAUGUCGAGAAGGAAUCAGAUCAGUAAGAUCGAAAACCCCCUCUUCAUCUUCAGUUAAAUUCAUAGGCUUUUUCAUCUUUUGCAUAGCAGAAUCCAUAAGUGGAAGGAGAAGAAUCUAUGAAAUGGAGAUAGUGGGAUAAUCGAAGUAGUGUUGUGAUGGAAUUUGUGGUUAAUGUUGAAUUGAUGCUAUAGAAAAUGGAAAAACCAGAAGAAAACCAGAAGAAAAACAAUACAAAAAAACUGUCAAAGACAGUUAAAAUCCAUAAACUGCCACAGAGCACUCAGGAGGGCAGACGCUCUUAUAAUCUUUUUGAGACAUAAUAUUCAAUUUCAAAAUUUAUAUUAUAUAUAUAAGAAAGAUUUCAAAAUUUAGAGUCUCUUCAAAAAAAACGAUUGAGUCUUCACUUUCCGACAAAACCCUAAAAUUGAAUUAGCCCCUUCUCUCUCUCUCUCUCUCUCGUGCGAUACUGCGAUCUGCUUCUCUCCAUCAAGCACCGUCACCUCCUCCUUCUCCUCAGUCGUCGUCCUCUUUCUCUCGCAACAACCAGCGGCAGCGCCGGCCAAAGCACAGAGAAUCAUUGACGGAGGUCACUCUCCUUCCUCAGGGGGGAAAAAAGAGAGUUGAAAAUUGCUUGUUAGGGUUAAAUGGAUCUUGAGACGGAGAACAGAAUAGCUGCUAUUCUUAUGAAAGAAGCAGCAGAGUUGCGGCGCCAAGCUGAAAAAGAUGGUGUCUCUGUUUAUCUUAAUCAACCUAAACCUAAGGUCCGCCCCAAUUCACGAUUUCUCACAGCUACUGUUCGUGGUGUACAACAAGCUAAUCGAGCUGUGGAAAUUAAUGAGAUGUGGCGAGUUCGGCAAAAAGAGCUAGAAUUGGAUGAUCGACUUAAAGACAGAUCGAAGGAUCAGCGAAGCAAUGGUGCAAGGUACAAUAAUGGUGGUGACUUCAAAAGUAAUAGGCACACAGCAGUAAAUGAUGGGGCAAAUGCUUCAUGCUCCUCAAGUAAAAGUUCAUAUUCAAGAAAUGAUGACGGGUUGAAGGAUGAAGAACUUGAAGAGUUUUUGCACUCAAGGGCCAAGCGCGGGAGGGGUGCUGUUGGACCAAGGAUGGAUGAAACAGGUCCUUAUCUUCCCCGUGGUCCAAACCCCAAGGAAGAGCUAUUGACAAACAUAGAGCAUCGUAAUGUUGUUUAUGGUCCCAAGAAGCCUUAUUCCCUAGAGUCAUGCGAAUCUUCUGAAACAGAUACCGAAUCUUCUGAAACAGAUACUGACGAUAAUAAGAGAGAAAAGAAGCGGAGAAAGACUCAUUCUAGGAACUCAAAGAAACCGCAUAAAGAGAAGCAUAAAUCUAAAAAGAAAUCCAAGGAUAAGAAAAAGAAGAGAAAGGAGGAGAAAAGAAGAAAACGUGAUCAUUAAAAAUCACUAUCUGCACUUCAAAGUAGCUCAAAUGAUUAGGUGAGUGAGUGUAUAUAUAAGGAGACUUGGGAUUGUUUAUUAUCAAAAAAUUAAGGGUGGAGUGGUUUUUAUCUGUUUCUAAUUUUUUUAAAGGCCAAUAUUUAUAUCAAGAGAUCCAAUCACUUUCUGCACUUUGAAGACCAUUUUAAAAAGGAUAAGAAUGGAGCCUUGUACAUUUACACAGCA
This is a messenger RNA of Cannabis sativa, 2109 nucleotides long. RefSeq lists its product as uncharacterized. The record is from RefSeq and is a predicted model, not a curated record. NCBI's taxonomy places the organism in Eukaryota, Viridiplantae, Streptophyta, Magnoliopsida, Rosales, Cannabaceae. The transcript has 4 exons. Bases 1117 to 1884 code for a protein of 255 amino acids.